This is a messenger RNA of Labrus mixtus (cuckoo wrasse), 1761 nucleotides long. RefSeq names its product PRELI domain-containing protein 1, mitochondrial-like. The coding region runs from base 177 to 800 and encodes 207 amino acids. Lineage: Eukaryota; Metazoa; Chordata; Actinopteri; Labriformes; Labridae. The record is from RefSeq and is a predicted model, not a curated record. Gene Ontology annotation, biological process: phospholipid transport. Gene Ontology annotation, molecular function: phosphatidic acid transfer activity. Gene Ontology annotation, cellular component: mitochondrial intermembrane space. The transcript is spliced from 5 exons.
CCUGUGUGUGUGUGUGUGUGUGUGUGUGUGUGUGUGUGUGUGUGUGUGUGUGUGUGUGUGUGUGUGUGUGUGUGUGUGUGUGUGUGUGUGUGUGUGUGUGUGUGUGUGUGUGACUGUGUGUGUGACUGUGUGUGUGUGUGUGUGUGUGUGUGUGUGUGUGUGUGUGGGGUGCAGACAUGGGGAGGUAUUUCCACAGCGAGGUCGAUAUUAAGAGUCCUUGGCACCAGGUGUUAGCAGCCUUCUGGCAGCGCUACCCUAACCCAUACAGCACCCACGUUCUCACCGAGGACGUCCUGUAUCGUGAGGUCACCCCCAGCAACCAACUGUUGUCACGGCGACUGCUGACCAAAACCAACCGGCUGCCGAGCUGGGCAGAGCGUUUGUUCCCUGCGCACAUGGCCCGGGCUGUCUACGUCCUGGAGGACUCCAUCGUGGACCCGCAAGCGCACACUCUCACCACCAAGACAUGGAACCUGAACCACAACAGACUGAUGACUGUGGUGGAGCAAUGUUUGUUCGAGGAAGACCACAGUCGGCCAUCUUGGACCAAACUGAGGAGGGAGGCCUGGAUCCUUUCGGCGGUGUACGGCCUGGCUCGGCCCAUACAGGAGUUUGGUGUUGCCAGGUUUAAAAGUAACCAAGUCAAAGCCAUGAAGGGGCUGGAGUACGCUCUCUCCAAAAUACAGGCUGAGGCCCCGCCUCAUCUCCAUGGAGACCAGGGAGAGUCGUCAGAGAAGCACAAGCCCCUCCCACCACAGGCCACGCCCACACCUAACCAGAAGCCGGAGCAAUUUGUCUGAACUCACUCUGCUUAUUUAAACAUUUAUAACUGAUGGGGCGGGGCUUGGAGUCAACAUCAGCUGGGAUUGGUCACAUGAUGUCAGUCAUCAAAGGACAAAAGUCAUUUUUAAAUAUGACUGAAGAGCGGACGAUCGUGGUUAUCAGCUCCUCUAAAAAACUACAAUCAAUCCCAGGAUUCUUUGGGGAGGAUAUAAGCUGUGUUUUUAAAAUAUGCUUAUUCUUUAAAUGUAAUUUUAAUUGAUUGGGUUUUGUUUUAUACUUAUUUUGGAUUUUUAAUUCACAUUAACAUAGAAAAAUCAUGAAGAAUAUAACUUUAUAAAUGACAUUUAAAAUAAAUAGAUAGGGGUUAAGUCUGAUUUAAGUUUUUAUAAUGCUAAUUAUUAAAUAAUUUUGUUUUUUUGGUACAUGGUUCAAAAUCAGUUUAUAUUCUGUUCUCUUGUUUUUUCAGUUUCAUCUCUUUCAUUGUAAAUUAUGUUGUAUUGAAAAAUGUCUUUUGUAUGGAUUUUAAUAACUUUUUAUUUUUUGCAAAUGUUUCAUAAGUAGUUCCUGCAUGUUUUAAUGCAAUUUUAAGUCCUUAGUCCGUUAUCGAGGUCGUUUACUGUAUUCAUGGCCACAUUAGAAAAUGAUGAACAGUUGUCAUGAUUUAAUUUCUUUACAUGGCUGUUGCAUCAGAUCCUUUGUUCAAUACUAGAAAUAUGUAUUGUUGCACAGAUGCAUGUUCCCAACUUUGUCUUCAGCCCUCUGGUGGACAUAUCCUGACAUUACACUUCAAAGUAAUGUUCCUGAAGGGUUUUCUGCUGGUUGAUGUUAUGUGUCACUACAACCUUAUUUCUCAAAUACAAAAGACCGGCACAAUGGCAACAAUAAACAGAGUGUUCCUAUAGUCAGCAUUUCACUGUUAUGCUCUUACCAAACCACCAGGGGGCAACAUCAAAUUAAAACCAUGUCAUAUAAGGAGAA